Messenger RNA from Oldenlandia corymbosa var. corymbosa, 339 nucleotides. Lineage: Eukaryota; Viridiplantae; Streptophyta; Magnoliopsida; Gentianales; Rubiaceae. The record is from the annotation of a GenBank genome assembly.
AUGAAUCUGUUCAAGCCAUCACAGGAUCACGCGGAAGUUUCGGACCAACACGAACAAGAGAACCCAGGAGCAGAGAAUGUGGGAGGAGGGAAGGAAAUGCGAGGAGACAAUGUGAAAAGAGAGGACGAUGUUGGUUCUUCAAGAGUAUCUUACACCCCACAUGACCUCUCACCAUUACUCUCGGAGGAGAAUCAGCAGCAGGAACAAGGGGUUCGCAAAUCCGACAGGCCGCGCAACCCGCUGGAUGGGGGAGGAGGUGGUGGGCAGCCUGGAGUUCCCGCCGCCGAGCAGUGGGACCACCAUAUAAGUAAAGGGGAGGAAGGAGGACAAAAACGGUAA